CAUCGCUGAUAAGCCCUGUUCGCGAUUGUUCAAUUCGUGGACAACCAAAAAAUACCUGAAUAAUUUAAAAUUAUAAUUUACAAAUGAUUCACUGGGAAUUCUGGCUGGGUCAAAAAUAUUUUAUUAAUGAGUAGAAUUCUGUAUUAUUUAUAAUGCAAGAAUGUUUUCAUGUCACUAAAGAUACAGUACUUACAAAUAAAAGUGUACAGAUUGUGUCUGUAAAACAGGAAAAUAAGCCAUCCGUUAGUGAGUUUUAGUUGUUGACUUCUGUUCCCUGCACUCAGACAAUGAAAAUUGUUUUUGUUGUGACAAAUUGAAAAGUUGGUGUCCAGGCAACGAACCAGUGACGCAACCAAGCUCAAAGCUCUGUGGGUCAAUGGCUCAGCUUAUAGAAGAUUGUCGGGUCACUUGAGCUCCGAGUACAGGAGGUACGAGUCAAUAGCUCACCUCAACCGUCUGCACAAUGGAGAACCAGACAUUAAAUGCAGAUAUUCUAAUCCUGGAGGGGUUAACGGUCAGCCCCCAGUCCUUCCUUCUCACCUUCGUCUUCCUCCUGCUCAUCUACAUCUUCAUCAUGGUGUCCAACCUCGGCCUGUUGGUGCUGAUCAUCACGGACAGGAGCCUCCAGCAGCCCAUGUACAUUCUCUUUUGCAACAUGAGCAUUAAUGACGUGUUCGGGGCAACGACCAUCAUCCCUCGUCUUUUGAGGGACCUUUUUCAUCCGAUCGAAGAGCGCUACAUCCGCUACGCCGACUGUGUCCUCCAGGCCUUCUGCGCUCACCUCAAUGCGGGCGCUUCCCACACAGUGCUCAUGAUCAUGGCCUUUGACCGCUACAUUGCCAUCUGCAACCCGCUGCGAUACGCCGCCAUCAUGACAAACCAGAUGGUGGGGGCACUGGUGACGGCGGCGUGGGCAGUGGCGUUUUUGAUGGUGGCAAUCCUGGUGGGGCUGAGCGUCCGCCUGUCGCGCUGCAGGCGGGCGCUGCUCCACCCGUUCUGUGACAACGCCUCCUUGUUCAAGCUGUCGUGCGAGAGCAUCAUCGCCAACCAAGUCUACGGCCUCGGCUACACGGUGGUGCUGCUGGGCUCGUCGCUCGGCAGCGUGGCGCUCACCUACCUGAAGAUCGCUGUCGUGUGCCUGAGCAGCAAGAACAAGUCUCUGAACGGCAGAGCUCUGCAGACAUGUUGCAGCCACCUGGCCGCGUACGUCAUCAUGUUCGUGUCGGGCUCCGCCAUCAUCGUUCUCCAUCGUUUUCCUCACCUGUCGGACCACAGGAAAAUGGCGUCCAUCUUGUUCCACGUGGUUCCUCCCGCCAUGAACGCCGUCAUCUACGGGCUGCAGAUCAAAGCAGUCAGACAAAAGAUUGUCGUCAUGUUUACUAGGAACACAGUAGGUGAGAUGACUCAAUAGGGAAUCUUAUCGAAAUGUAAAAUCCCUUUCUUCUGAUUUUCAAAUGUAUUUCACCUACAAACAUCAAUUCGGUAAUAAAAU
Messenger RNA from Pungitius pungitius (ninespine stickleback), 1492 nucleotides. Its product is annotated as olfactory receptor 52N5-like. Gene Ontology annotation, cellular component: membrane. Gene Ontology annotation, biological process: detection of chemical stimulus involved in sensory perception of smell; G protein-coupled receptor signaling pathway. The coding region runs from base 464 to 1411 and encodes 315 amino acids. The transcript has 2 exons. Gene Ontology annotation, molecular function: odorant binding; olfactory receptor activity; G protein-coupled receptor activity. NCBI's taxonomy places the organism in Eukaryota, Metazoa, Chordata, Actinopteri, Perciformes, Gasterosteidae. The record is from RefSeq and is a predicted model, not a curated record.